AAGAGAUAAAUGAUAAAAUAAGACUGAAUUUAUAUGUGUUGAAUAUCAUUUUGCUAGCCAUCGUCGUUCCGUUUGCUCGUUUCUCAUCGUUUUGUUCUGUCGUUGUCGUCGUCUACUACUCACUCUCUACCGUCUGUCUUGUUAAAAGUUUGACCCUCUAACUAAAACUAAAACACAAACUAACUAUAUAAAACUAUUACAAAUUAAUUAGAAUUACCUAUCUACUACAAUUAUAUAUCGAAAGUGCAAAUGAAAAUAUUCUCACAAAAAUGCAAUAUCACAAAAAUUGAAAAUUAUACAUAUUCUCAAAAAAACUGAGUCGAGUGGAACUGUGAGUUCUCUGCUGUGCUGUGAAGGAAUUCUUUUUCUCUUUUUUCUAUUCAAUUCAUGAUAAAAUUAUAACUGAAUUUGCUCCUAAACUUUUUUUUUUAUGAAUCAGUGCGUAAUUCACGCCGUGCAAAUUAAUGAACGAAAAAAAUCUCUGUAAAUUACGAAAAUAAAAUAAAAAAAAAAACUAAAGAACCAAAGAAUGAAUGUGGAUCAUGCGCAAGUGCGAUAAUAGGCUUCGUCGUCGUAUACUCGUUGCCGUAUCCGGAGGAUCACUUGUUGAACGCCUUUUCUUGUUCCUCUCGUUUUUUUUUUACACUUUUCUUUCGAUUUGUGUUUGUUUUUUUUUUUUUUUUUUACUAUACACCGACACGAUCGAUUCUAUCCAUGAAUGAAUUGAAGAGGAAGUAAUUUUUUUUUCUUCUUACCUACAAACCGACAUACAUACAUAUCUCUACUCUACACAUAAAUAAAUAAUACUGUUUGUUUGUUGGUUCGAGAGAAAUAAUAGUAAAAGAGAGAGCCGAGCGCCAUUCAGCUAAACUAUAAACUAAAGAGCCGCCAUAGAUUUUCGUUGUCUUUUCCUACGAUCACGUCCUUGUCGUUGUCGCCCCCCUGUCGACAUUCAUCGUCGUCUCCAUUUCCCAUCAUCAUCACAUCGGGGGAAAAACUUGAAGAAGCUGAGCUGAUAUAUCCAUUGAGAGCGAGAGCGAAAGAGAACCCCAUAGCGAGUAUCUCUUCAUACCUAUAUAUGAUAUUAUGAAAUUUUAAUUUCAAAUUUUUUGCAUCGAUGAUCAAUCAAAUCAAUCAAUCUACUACUUCUAAUUGUUUACUGUUUACAUUAAAAAUAGUAAUAAAUGGGCAAAACGUAUAAAUACACUUUACUACUAUCUUUCGUAAUAUCUGUACAUACGCACCACAUACACUGAAAAAAAACUAAUCUUAAAUAUAUAAGAUUUUUUUGAUAUCACACAAAAUCAAAAUUUAAAUAUAAAAAAAAAAAAUGCGAUUGAAAAAGAAUCGAAAAGUUACAUUUCUACCGAAUUUUGUUCAGGGUAAAAAUGUAUUCAUUAAAGAAGAACACCAUCAUCAUCAUCAUCAAGAUCAAUCAACAACAAAUGAAGAUGGUUCAUCAACUUUGCGAAGCCUAUCCGAUCUAUCUGAUCAUGAAACAUCUUUGGAUGUCCCUGCACAAAUACCACCCUUUACACCGGGUACCAAUAAAAAAGUAGCUGAAGUUUUAAAAGCUUCAUUUGCUUCAUGGGAGAAGGAAGUACAAAAUUGUAAUAUCACCAAAGAUCCACGCGAAUGGACUGAAGAUCAUGUGAUUUAUUGGUUAAAUUGGGCAACUAAAGAAUUCUCAUUGGAAUCAAUGAAUAUACAGCCUUUUUUAAAAAUGACUGGUCGGGCAAUGGUUGCAUUGGGAAGGGAGAGGUUUCUUGCUAUUGCACCUCCGUUUACGGGAGAUAUAUUGUGGGAACAUUUAGAGAUAUUGCAAAAAGAUUGUGAAGAUGGUGCUGGAGCUUUAUAUAAUAUGACAACAACAACAACAACAAGUGGUGUUGGUGUUGGAGGAUCAUCAACGAUCUGUGGAUCAGAUCAACAAAUAGCUAAUUAUUUAGGUAAUAAUAAUAAUCAAAGAUUAACCGCACAUGAUUACUCUUCUAGUGAUAAUAGCAGUUUUCAUUCAAAUUCACAUGGUGGCGGCGGUGGGGGAACGGUGAUUGGGGGUGGUGGAGCAUCUGUGACGUCGCAUAGCGGCACUCCACCACCAUCAUCAGUUGGAGUUCCACCAUCAACGUCGUCGUCACAUAAUCCCACACAACAAAUGUCACAACAACAACAACAACAACAAAUAUCCCAGUCAGAGAGAGUGAGUCUAGGAAUUCAUUCACAAAUUGGCUCACAUACUCCUCAACCCAACCACCAACAACAACAGCAACAACAACACCAUCAAGUUGCUGCACAUAAUAAUAACAAUAACAAUACGACAAGUAGUAGUAACAGUAGCAAUAGCAGUGGAUCGACAAUAGUAACUCAUGGAGAUACACGAAAUUGUCCUGCUGACUACUCUCACAACAACAAUUCAGCUGCUCUUAAUCUGAGUUAUAUGCAUAUGGCUAUGAAUUCUGGAGGAGGUGGGAGUAAUUCUGGUGCUCCAUUAUAUCAACAUAUCAAAGAAGAACCUGGUCUCAGUAACAAUGAUGGUGGUUUCCAUGACCAAACGAUGAUGGAUCAUCAUCAGCAGCAUCAUCAUCCACAUCAUGCGCCCCCGCCAUCAUAUCAAAUGGAUACAGGUGGUGGAGGGGGUGGAGGUGGAGGAGGAUCAGCAUCAUCUCAUGCACCUGGACCUGAUUAUUAUUCGGGUAUACUUGGUGAGCAUAAAUAUAAUCCAUAUGCAAGACCACGAUAUCAUGAUAAUUACCCGCCACCGGAUUUUGUAUCCUACCAUCAACCGCCUCCGCCACCGUCAGCGUUUCAAAGUAAUCAUCAUGCGCAGUCUCAAUCUCAUCAGCCGAAUCUUGGACCAGAUUCAUGGAGUCCGCAUAAUUUAGCGGCUUAUAUGAGUUCGAUGGGGCUAGAAAAAGGUCUUGGUGGAGGUGGUUAUCCAACAGCUCCAGGUGGAGUACCUUGUUUUACUGGAUCGGGGCCAAUUCAACUGUGGCAGUUCUUACUUGAACUGUUAAUGGAUAAAACCUGCCAAAGUUUCAUAUCAUGGACUGGUGAUGGAUGGGAAUUCAAGCUAACCGAUCCGGAUGAGGUUGCUCGAAGAUGGGGCAUUAGAAAGAAUAAACCAAAAAUGAAUUACGAAAAAUUGAGUCGUGGUUUGCGGUACUAUUAUGAUAAGAAUAUUAUUCAUAAGACGGCAGGGAAAAGAUAUGUCUAUCGAUUUGUAGGUGAUUUACAGAAUCUUAUUGGUUUAUCACCUGAAGAAUUGUGUGCUAAAUAUGAUCUUAAAACAGAUAAUAAUAAUGAUGAUUGAUUCAUUGAGAGAGAGAGGGAGGAGAAAGAAGAAGCUACUCGUAAAAAAAGCUGUAUAGAAUUUAAAAAGAAAGAAAAAAUUACAAAAAAAAAAAAAUAAAAAUUGUGCACAAAAUGUUAUCCCAAAAUAUCUAUUAUUAAUUUUUGACAAAAAAUACUAAGUA
Messenger RNA from Episyrphus balteatus (marmalade hoverfly), 3473 nucleotides. RefSeq names its product ETS-like protein pointed. The record is from RefSeq and is a predicted model, not a curated record. Gene Ontology annotation, molecular function: DNA-binding transcription factor activity, RNA polymerase II-specific; sequence-specific DNA binding. The transcript has 2 exons. Gene Ontology annotation, cellular component: nucleus. NCBI's taxonomy places the organism in Eukaryota, Metazoa, Arthropoda, Insecta, Diptera, Syrphidae. Bases 1331 to 3310 code for a protein of 659 amino acids. Gene Ontology annotation, biological process: regulation of transcription by RNA polymerase II; cell differentiation.